Messenger RNA from Drosophila subpulchrella, 1933 nucleotides. RefSeq lists its product as uncharacterized. The transcript has a single exon. The coding region runs from base 136 to 1863 and encodes 575 amino acids. Gene Ontology annotation, biological process: protein import into nucleus. Gene Ontology annotation, cellular component: cytoplasm; nuclear membrane. The record is from RefSeq and is a predicted model, not a curated record. Lineage: Eukaryota; Metazoa; Arthropoda; Insecta; Diptera; Drosophilidae.
UCUGUACAUACAAUUCUUCGUAAAUUUAUCGUCUGUUUUUUUUUGUAUAAAAUAUUUUUUAUUUUUGGAGGUAUUCCUAUCCGUGUGGAUUAUUUCAUAUAUCGCUCGGGUUCUCCCAGCUGCUAUUCGGAACACAUGGAGUUCACGAAGGAAAAUGUGAUAAGGGCGCUUCAUAUGUUGAGCAUGGAAGGCACCAAGGAAGCUGAUGAUUACCUGCACUCCUUUCAGCAGUCGAGCUGUGCUUGGUUUAUAGCUGAGGACAUUUUGUCCCAUGUACCCCACCACGAAAUGCCCGUAUUGACCUUCGCAGCCAUCACUUUCGCCAAGAAAAUUAAGGAAAACUUUAACAGGUUUCUAGGGUCCGAGGUAAGUGGUCUUAAGGAAACCCUGACCGGUCAUCUUCUACAAGCAUCCAUGAUGCCGGAGUCCACUCCGUUGAUUGUGCAAUUGGGAAUAUGCCUAUCGACUCUGGGUCUGAUGACCUCCAACUGGGACUACGAACUAGAGGGCUUUGUGAAGCAUCUAUCUGGAAAACCCAGGCACAUAAUGGCACUCUUGAAAGUCCUGAAGGUCCUUCCCGAGGAGACUCGACCCUCGAAUCUUCCGCUGACAGGAACGGAUCUCAAAUGCGUCUUUCAGCAGCUACACUUUCAGUCUUCAUAUAUAUUAAAUGUGCUGGAGGAAAUCCUGGAGCGAUUUGAUCUUCCAAACGAUUGUUUAUCAAAAUGUCUGGCUGUUUGUGGGUCGUGGACAAAGUUUGGCUUAGUUCUACCCGAACAGGUGCUGGAACGCAAACUUUUUCUACGGAUAAAUAUUAUCCUGGUUACCCCCAUGGAUAUUGGACAUUUGGAGGCGGCUGAGUGCGUGAUGGCCAUGUUGGAUCAAUCUCGGGCCACAAAAAAACUGGAUUCCCGUUUGGUCCAGCUGGUCUUUUCCCUGACACCGGCAUUCAAACGCUCUGUGAGCGACACCAAAUUGUUGCAAAACUAUUGCCAGAUAUUCGAGAAUCUCUUCAAGACCCACUUUUAUCUGACCGAAAACGAUCUUACGAAAAUAGAAGAGAGAUUGAGAACCAUCCAGCUACUGCUACUUAUGGCAGAGCACUGCCCAUUGGAGCUUAUUGAAACCUCUAUGACAUUGUGGUGUUUGCUGACAAAGGACUUGAAAUUGGUUAGCAUAUAUCAAAAGGACUUUAACAGUCUCCUAAAGCUGCUCGUCCCCCGCACUGCAUUGCCAGCAAUCUAUGAGUACGUCACGCGACCCGAUUCCAUGAUUAUGGAUAGGUUUCGUGGGCUUUUGGCGGAAGUCCUGGUGGAUAUGGCUCCGUUAGCUGAUGAGGGGGCCAUGGAGAACCUUUUCGAUAUUGUUAAAAAUGAACAGAGCCCCUGGAACGAUGUAGAGGUAGCCAUAUUCUUCCUGCGCCACCUGAUGGUUCAGUUUAAGGAUCGUCAAACCCAGAUGAUUUUGAAAAUUUUGGGCUGCGUUAGGAACCGCCCGCAGGCUUGUAUACGCCUGCAAGUCCUUGAGCUGAUUUCGAUUCCGGAAACCAUGGACUCCGCUACCAUCUGGAGGUGUCUCAUGAACGAAUUGGAAAGGGAUAUCCCUAUGCUGGAUGCGAUUGAAUGCCGCUUAAAGCUGCUGAUGCCUCAUUGGGAGUAUUUCAUGAUCUUGGCUAGCAUGGUAGAUGACUUCCGUUUGAAGGAGAGCGAUCGCUGUCACCUUUUGGCCAGUACUUGUGCUUUGGUCAGGGAACUGCCCCCAGCGGAUAUUGUAAAAGUUAAAGUGUGUAUGAUGAAUGUACAGUGGACAAACUGCCCCUCCGUAAUCCGGGAAAAUCGUAUCAAGGUGCUUACGGACAUUUAAGGAAAUUAUUUAGAAUUUGCAGUGUUUAAUUAAGUUUAUAAUUGAAAGUUUGAGGAUGAUCUCUUGCCUA